This is a messenger RNA of Xyrauchen texanus (razorback sucker), 1561 nucleotides long. Its product is annotated as polymeric immunoglobulin receptor-like. The coding region runs from base 236 to 1249 and encodes 337 amino acids. The record is from RefSeq and is a predicted model, not a curated record. The transcript is spliced from 6 exons. NCBI's taxonomy places the organism in Eukaryota, Metazoa, Chordata, Actinopteri, Cypriniformes, Catostomidae.
AGCCAAAAGACACAGAAUGUGACUGUGAGUCAAUGACAGCGUGAUAGUAUUUCAUCACAACAGCAGUAGGUCAUUGAGAAAGAAAAGGAAAAGGAAGAGGUGGGACAGUUAGUUUCAGAAAUACUCUUUCAGAGUGCGAAAAAGAGACAACACUCGUGCCUUUAACUGCUGGUGAAUAUUGUCAAAAGCUCUUCAAAUUACAGGCAGAUCCACAGGAGCAGGAGUUCAAUCACCCAUGAUGAAGAUCCUCCUGUUCUUUACCAUCUUGAUCAUGGGUCAUGUAGGUGGUGCUACUGACACUGGGAUUGGCAUCACAGGAGGAGGUGUCAUUAUUUUAUUUAAAUACCCAGAAAACACUAAAGAAAGUGUAAAACGCUUUUGCAAAGUGUCAGAUGACGAGUGUACAACCCUGGCAACUCCACAGGAUCAUUUAUGGAUUCCAGAGGAGAGAUUCUCGAUGACGGAUAACAUGACCUUGAAAUUCAUCAAUGUGCUCAUUAGAAACCUGACAAUAAACGAUACAGGACAGUACAAAUGUAAAGUAGGCAAUACAUGGUCUGAGGAUGUGACAUUAAAUGUGCAACAAGAACCCUAUAGUGGGACAUCAAAGGGACCGAGUUCUUAUUUAAGAGGAACUGUUAAAAUCAGAUGCAAAUAUCCAGAGAAAUAUAAAGAUUUUUUAAAGAAUUUGUACAAAGUCCAUAAUAGAUCCCUCCAUUCUGUUAUUGCUGCCUUUGGAGUUUCACACACACAAGGGAGAUAUUCUCUGAUUGUAGAUUCGCAGGAAAAUGUCUUCACUGUGACUAUAAUUAAUGUGAAUAGAGGCGAUGAGGGGAUUUAUUUCUGUGGAAUAUGCAACUCAUCUGGCACAGUUUGCACCAGCUCCCUCUUAACAGAAGUUCAUCUUCAUGUUACAGAUUUCAGCGUGAUCAUUACUGUUUGUGUAUGUUUGACACUACUGUUGGCUGGAGUACUGAGCUUGUUGUUGCUCUUCAAGCGGAGAUGUAAUAAGAAUGAAGGAUCAAUACCAUCAUCACACCAGACAAGCACGAGAGAAUCUGAUGAGGCAGCCGCUUCUGUCUAUUAUGAAACGAUUAAAGACUCUGAUGUCAAAUCCAGAACAUUAAACUCCAGCGCUCAGAGCCCCGCCAGUUUAAACAUGGUUUAUUCCACAGCAGAUUUACCCAAAAGACCCUCUGACAGAGAUUUCUACACACUGGCUGAACUGCCGAAAACCUCAAAACCCUGAAGAGACACCGCAGCACAGACAAACCACCUUUAUUUACUCUUCAUUUGCUUCACUCUUUUGUUUUUGUAUUCAUUGUGCAUCUUUGUAAAUAUAGGUUUUGAAAGCUAUUUUUAUGUUUUAUGUUUAGCUUGUUUGCAGCCAAUAGGCUGCUACUGUCAUAUAAACUAUUUAGGCAUUAUUGUUUAUAUUCCUAGAAAAUAAUAACAAUGUUAUAAGAACAUGAAGUGAGUAAUGUAAGCCGUUAGAAAAGUGUACAGAUGAUAGUCCUUGUUGGGAGGCAGUUGUACCAUUUGUGAGCCUAUGCAUUUUGAA